Molecule: messenger RNA, 1826 nt
Organism: Musa acuminata subsp. malaccensis (wild Malaysian banana)
Lineage: Eukaryota; Viridiplantae; Streptophyta; Magnoliopsida; Zingiberales; Musaceae
Product: probable anion transporter 6
Biological process (GO): transmembrane transport
Molecular function (GO): transmembrane transporter activity
Source: RefSeq, a predicted model, not a curated record
CCGUAACCGAACACCAACCCCCCACGCCCGCUCCCGCCUACCCCCCCCGGCGUGCGCGCCCGUGCCCUAAACGCAGCGGCGGUGAAACCUUUCUCCCCAGCGACUGCGGCGUUUCCUUCGCGAACGGCGGCUGUCUUCCUCUCCAUCGGCGAAUGGCGUAGCAUUGGCGGCGGCGUCAUCUUCCCCUCCCGAUGAUACAAUUUUUAUAUCUAAUGGAUCAAGAAACGGAUAUUUGAUUUCUUCAGAACUCAUCAGUCUUAAGAAGAAGCAAAGGGAGCAUCAUGGCGAGUCAAAGGACACAAAACAUCAGAACGCAUACCGCAUGAUUUAAUUGGAUAUUGAACUGAUAUGGCAAGAAUGUUGUUUCCGAAAAGGUACAUUAUUGUCCUUCUGACCUUCAUAUGUACAAAUGUUUGCUAUAUCGAGAGAAUAGGCUUCUCCAUUGCUUAUACUUCAGCUGCAAAUGCUGCCGGCGUGGAUCAAUCAAUCAAGGGCUUGAUCCUUUCGGUAUUCUAUUAUGGGUAUGCCCUGUCACAAAUACCUGGUGGUUGGGUAGCACAGCAUAUAGGCGGAAGGCGUGUUCUGCUCAUGUCCUUUGUAUUGUGGUCUCUGAUAUGUGCUGUGGUUCCACUAGACCCUAAUCUUGUCACUGUACUAGUUGUAGCUCGCCUUCUUGUUGGGGUGGCACAAGGUUUUAUUUUCCCUUCUAUUCACACAGUUCUGGCGCAAUGGGUCCCACCUUUCGAGCGUUCCCGUUCUGUAUCACUAACAACUUCAGGGAUGUAUCUUGGUGCAGCAAGUGGUAUGCUGCUUCUUCCAAGUUUGGUAAAAUACAAGGGUCCCCAGUCAGUAUUUUUGGCUGAAGCUGCAUUGGGUGCCAUUUGGACCUUUCUUUGGUUCAAAUUUGCUAGUGAUGCACCCCGUUCAGAUCAUUCUAAAGCUACAUCUGCUGGUUUUGGGCAUGUCUCAUUGCCAAUUACAAAGUCUGAAGACAACAAGGUGGGCUUGCAGAAGACCAUUAUGCAAAAUGGUUCUGUCCAUGUUGCUAAAAUUCCAUGGAGAUCAAUUACAUUCAGUUUACCUAUAUGGGCAAUAGUUGUGAAUAGCUUCACAUUCCACUACGCGUUAUAUGUGCUGAUGAAUUGGUUACCGACAUACUUUGAACUUGGCCUUAAGCAAAGUCUUCAGGAAAUGGGAUCUUCCAAGAUGCUGCCUUACCUUAAUAUGUUUAUAUUUUCCAACAUAGGUGGAACUGCGGCAGACUAUCUGAUCACUAGAAGGAUCUUAUCUGUGACUAAGACCCGCAAGUUUCUGAACACACUUGGAUUUUUGGUUGCUUCUGUUGCCUUGAUGGUCCUUCCGUCGUUCAGAAGCUCCACAGGGGCAGUAUUUUGUUCUUCAAUUGCUCUUGGUUCGCUGGCACUCGGAAGGGCUGGGUUUGCAGUGAAUCACAUGGAUGUAGCUCCGAAGUACGCAGGUAUCGUCAUGGGAAUCUCUAACACUGCAGGAACUUUGGCUGGCGUGGUCGGUGUUGGCGUUACAGGAAGAAUCCUGGAUGCUGCAAAGAAUGCUAAUGUUGAUCUUUCAAGUUCUGAAAGUUGGAAACCAGUUUUCUUCCUUCCAGGAUGCUUUUGCAUCGUCAGUUCCUUCAUAUUUUUAAUAUUCUCGACAGGAGAAAGAAUUUUUUAGUAAUAAGGUUUCUCAGUGGCAACAUUUAUGUUACUUGCACAAGUAUUCAUUUUAACAGCAAUUCCUUCUUACUUAUGAUGACUUUUGAGGUCAUAGAUAAAAUAUAAUAUACAAAAGAAGAAUGAUUGAAUUACACA